Molecule: messenger RNA, 5128 nt
Organism: Fukomys damarensis (Damara mole-rat)
Lineage: Eukaryota; Metazoa; Chordata; Mammalia; Rodentia; Bathyergidae
Product: alpha-1-inhibitor 3-like
Exons: 33
Coding region: 189-4487 (1432 amino acids)
Cellular component (GO): extracellular region
Molecular function (GO): endopeptidase inhibitor activity
Source: RefSeq, a predicted model, not a curated record
ACUUGAGAUGAUGAAAAAGUUUUGACACACAACUACUCUGGCACCUCUCCCGGGCCUGUUUGGAUUCAUCCUGGAUCGCUGCAAGGCCACUCUGAGAGCAAUGACCUUCAGAGGGAGCACUUCCAAGUCCUGUGUUCUUUGGAGGCCACAGAUUGAGCUUCCUGUUUGCACACCUGUUUGCACACAGCAUGCUCACAGAUAAAUCCCCGGGGAUUUGGGGAGUCACUGGGGUCAGACACCAUAAGGAGGAAGACGCUACAAUCUCACCUCUUGAAAUUUUUCUUUACACCAUGAGGACGGGCAGACAUGCUUUGCCAGCUUUUGUUCUGAUACUUGUUGUUCGCCUCACAGUAGCUGCCUCAGUCCAUGCAGAACCGCAGUACAUGGUGCUGGUCCCCUGCAAGCUCUUCACUGAGGUGCCUGAGAAAAUCUGUCUCCAUCUGCAUCACCUGAAUGAGACAGUGACUGUAAGUGCUUUCCUGGGUUCCAACGUGGGAAACAGGAAACUGUUCGGUGACCUCGUGGUGGACAAGGACUUGUUCCAGUGCAUUUCCUUCACUCUCCCAAGAUACUCAUUCCCUAUGCAGUUCGCCUUCCUGUUUGUCCAGAUACAAGGACCAACACACACGUUCAGCAAGAGCAAGGGAGUGCUGGUGAAGAAUACAGAAAGUAUUGUCAUUGUCCAGACAGACAAACCCAUGUACAAGCCAGGACAGUCCGUGAAGUUUCGAGUUGUGUCUGUGGAUAAAAAUUUACACCCCCUGAAUGAGUUGUUUCCUCUGGUUUAUAUUGAGGACCCCAAAACGAAUCGAAUUAUGCAAUGGCAGAAUGUUACAUCAGAGAAUGGAAUUAAACAAUUGUCCUUCAGCCUGUCGUCAGAGCCCAUUAGGGGUGUCUACCAGAUCGUGGUCCUAAAGCAAUCAAGAGCAAAGAAAGAACACUUCUUCAGUGUGGAAGAAUAUGUGCUCCCCAGAUUUGAAGUGCAAGUAAAAUGUCCAAAGACAGUCUCAUUGCUGGAUAAAGAAGUGAAUGUAACAGUGUGUGGAACAUACACCUAUGGGAAGCCUGUCCGAGGACAUGUGAAGUUAAACAUAUGCCGAAAAUAUCUUGCCGACUCUUAUUUUGGACAUUUCUCUGGCCCACUUGCUGAAUGUGAAGAGAUCAGUCACCAGCAGCUGGACAACCAAGGCUGCAUCACACAACCAGUAAUAACCUACAGGGACUUCACAGAUUGGCAGAAGAUUCAACGUGUUGUUCUUCAUGUGAAUGCCAACAUUACAGAGGAGGGGACAGGGUUGGAAUUCACUGGAACUGGGACAACUGAAGUUAGGAAAGCCAGAACCAAUCUAGUAGUUGUGCGAAAAGAUUUACAGUUCAGAAGGGGGAUUCCAUUUGUUGUUCAGCUACUCCUUGAGAAGAAAGGAGUUCCUAUCGUAAAUGAACAUGUCUCCCUACACGUGGAUAAAAUAAACUCUUAUACCACCAAUGCUACCACUGAUGAGCAUGGCCUGGUAGAGUUCUCCAUUAACACCACUGACAUUGAACAUUCCUCCUUCACUUUCAAUGUCUACUACAAGGAGCAGGGUCUUUGUUUUAAGAACUAUUGUAUUAAAGAAGAACUCAGAGAACUAGUUUAUGGUGUGGAUUCUGUUUUCUCCUUCAGCAAGAGCUUUGUCUACCUUGAGCCUGUGGCUGGUGCCUUACCCUGUGGCCAAAUCCAUACAGUUCAUGCACGUUACAUUCUGAAUGGACAGGUCUUGGGGGAGCUGAGGGAGAUGAUCUUCUAUUACCUGAUCACAACCAAGGGCAGCAUCGUUCAAACUGGAACCCAUGCUUUCCUCAUGGAACCAGGAGAAUCUCAAGGCCACUUUAAUCUGUCGGUCCCUAUGGUGCCGCACAUGGCUCCCGUCGCCAAAAUGCUCCUCUACGCCAUUUUACCCAACCGGGAAGUGAUCGCGGAUUCUGCACAAUUUAAGAUCGCAAAUUGUCUUUACAGCAAGGUGGGUUUGAGCUUCAGCCCCGCGCAAAGUCUCCCAGCGUCACAAGCCCACCUGCACAUCACAGCUGCGCCUCAGUCGCUCUGCGCCCUGCGGGCGGUCGACCAGAGCGUGCUGCUCCAGAAGCCCGAGGCCGAGCUCUCUGAGUCCUCUAUAUAUGACCUGCUAAGUAUGAUGGAUUUUGAUUACAUCACAACAUUAAAUCAUUUGACAAAUGAUCCAGAAAACUGUCAGAAUAAUGAGCAUAGAGACUUUGAUAGAAUCUCAUAUUCUCUAUCACGCAGAAAUGACAAGGACGCUUUCAGAUACAUGGAGAGCAUGGGCUUAAUCGCAUUCACUAACUUGAAGAUCAGAGAUCCUAAAUUGUGUCCUGACCAUACAUCAUUACCAAGAGCAGUGCCAUUUAUGUUACCCCAGCUUGAGACUUCUGUGGAACUGUAUAAAAAGCCACUCACUGAGACUGUGCGAAAGUACUUUCCAGAGACGUGGAUCUGGGACCUGGUACUGGUGAACUCUUCGGGCGUGGCCGAAGUCGGAGUCACGGUCCCAGACACCAUCACCGAGUGGAAGGCCGGGGCCCUCUGCCUGUCCCCGGACGUGGGACUCGGCCUUUCCCGCACCGCCUCCCUCCGCGCCUUCCAGCCCUUCUUCGUGGAGCUCACGAUGCCUUACUCCGUGGUCCGUGGGGAGGCCUUCACGCUCAGGGCUACCAUGCUGAGCUACCUGCCCGACUGCAUCGGGGUGAGUGUGCAGCUGGAGGCCUCUCCUGACUUCACAGCUGUCCCCGUAGCAGGAGACCAAGAUUCUUACUGCGUGUGCGCGAAUGGGAGGCAGACCGUGUCCUGGCUGGUGACCCCCAAAUCGCUGGGGACUAUGAAUUUCUCUGUGAGUGCGGAAAUGCGACAGUCCCCAGGUCUCUGUGAGGCAGCUAAGGUCCCUGAAGCCGGGAAGAAAGACACCGUUGUCAAAGGCCUGUUAGUUGAGCCUGAAGGAAUCAAGAAAGAAUAUACCUUCAACUCACUUCUGUGUGCCUCAGAUGCUGGGAAAUCUGAGAAGUUAUCCCUGAAGCUCCCACCAAGAUUGGUGAACGAUUCGGCCAGAGCUUAUUUCUCUGUUUUUGGUGAUAUAUUAAGUUCUUCCAUAAAAAAUAUACAAGACCUCCUCCAGAUGCCUUACGGCUGUGGAGAGCAGAACAUGAUCCUGUUUGCUCCUAACAUCUACAUACUGAAAUAUCUGAAUGAAACCCAGCAGCUGACCCAGGAGAUCAAGUCCGAGGCCAUCGGCUAUCUCAAUGCUGGUUAUCAGAGAGAGCUGAACUACAAACACCCCGAUGGCUCCUACAGUGCCUUUGGGCAUCAACAAGGCAAGAUUGAAGGCAACACAUGGCUCACAGCCUUUGUACUCAAGACCUUCGCCCAAGCUCGGGCCUUCAUUUUCAUUGACGAAACCCACGUUACCCACGCCUUGACCUGGCUCUCCCGGAGGCAGAAGCACAGUGGCUGUUUCAGGAGCUCUGGGACACUGUUCCACAAUGACCUGAAGGGUGGAGUAGAUGAUGAGGUGACCCUCUCUGCCUACAUCACCAUUGCCCUUCUGGAGAUCCCACUGCCUGCCACUCACCCUGUUGUCAGCAAAGCACUGAUCUGCAUGAAUUCAGCCUGGGAAACAACAAAGGAGGGGACCAACGGUAGCCAUGUCUACACCAAGGCACUCUUGGCGUACGCAUUUGCCCUGGCGGGGAACCAGGAGAAGAAGAGGGAGAUAAUGAAAUCACUCAACGAGGAAGCUGUGGAAGAAGAUAACUCAGUUCACUGGGAGAGACCUCAGAAACCCAGGGAACCAGAGGGACAUUUGUACCAACCCCGGGCGCCCCCUGCCGAGGUGGAGAUGACGGCCUACGUGCUCCUAGCUCUCCUCACAGCCCAGACAGCCCCGACCCCAGCGGACCUGACUUCUGCAGCGCGAAUUGUGAAAUGGAUCACAAAGCAACAGAACUCCUACGGUGGCUUCUCCUCCACCCAGGACACAGUGGUAGCUCUCCAUGCUCUGUCCAGAUAUGGAGCCGCUACUUUUGCCGGAACCGGGAAAACAUCUUUGGUGACAAUCCAGUCUUCGGGGGCGUUUUCCACAAAAUUCCAAGUGGAUAACAGUAAUCAUCUAUUACUGCAGCAGGUCCCACUGCCAAACAUUCCAGGGGAGUACGAAAUAAAUGUGUCAGGGGGAGGCUGCGUGUUCACUCAGACAGCUUUGAAAUACAAUGUGUUCUCAGAGAAGGAAGAAUCUGGCUUCGCUCUCCAAGUGCAAACAAUACCCCAGACUUGUGACGGUCCCGAAGCCCACAAGAGAUUCCAGAUUUCACUAGAAUUCAGCUACACAGGGAGACGCCCGGUCUCUAACAUGGUGAUUGCUGAUGUAAAAAUGAUAUCUGGAUUCAGUCCACUGAAACCAACAGUGAAAAUGCUAAAUGGAUCUGGUGCUUUUGUUGAAUGAAAGUGAGUGGUGGGAAAUGCCUGUCAUUUCACUUUGGAAAGGUAAGAUUUACUUGCGAUGCUUAGAUUUGGGGGCGGGCUCCUGUUCACUGUUGCCCUGGCACAUGUCAGUUACUGAAUAAAAAGUCAAAUGUAACGUCAAAUCCAGAGCCACAGAGAGCAGGGUAAAGAGUUUAGUUGCCAAGAAAACAGUGAUAGCUCAACAAUGCGAAACUUCAUCUAGAGGAAAUCAGCAUUGAAUUAGUACUGUUGAAACAACACAUGGAUUAACACCUGGUAGUUCCUUCUAAUGUACGUACAAAUAGCAUCAUGGAAGCUUUUUAUAUUAUCUAACUUUUAUGGCCUCAUAGAUUUAAUGAACCCAAUGAAAACCGAAUCUCCAUUCUACCUCCCAUCUUUUAUUUCUAGAUAAAAUCUAUUAUUGUUUUAAGCGUCAGUAUUUCUUAAGCCAUAUUUGAGGAAAUCAUGGUUAAUCUUGGAUGUUAUUAUCUCUCUUCAUCUUGUACAAAAAACAAAACAACAACAGCAACAACAAACUCCAGCAGGUUUAAUAUUGACAUUCAUUGUCUUUCAGUCCCUUCACAUGUCCUUCAAAUGAAUCAAAUUUGGAAUUCUCAACAUUUUCUGCAUCAUUGAAGUAAG